Molecule: messenger RNA, 1017 nt
Organism: Laetiporus sulphureus 93-53
Lineage: Eukaryota; Fungi; Basidiomycota; Agaricomycetes; Polyporales; Laetiporaceae
Exons: 3
Coding region: 1-1017 (338 amino acids)
Cellular component (GO): fungal-type cell wall
Source: RefSeq, a predicted model, not a curated record
AUGCGUCGUAGCGACGCGAUUACCGCGCUCAAGUACACCGGCGUCGGCGCCUCGGGCUCGUACAACCAGAUCACUGAUCUGGUCGCGGGAGAGUGGCCCUCUUGCACGAUCACCGACUUCUGUGUGGGGUCCACGAAAGCAGUCAGCGGCGCUCUCGCUCCUUUCGAUGACGAAGUGACGAUGGCCUUCCGCGGUCCCAUGAACAUCUACAACGUCGCUGUUUAUCAGCCUUCCAACCAGUCCGCGUCCACCUGGAGCCAGGUCAGCUCUUGGGCUUCUGGCGGUGACGCCAACAACCUCGUCUUCAUGAACAACAAUGGAGGAGACGGGAGCGGUGUCUGGUCCGUCUGUGGUGGAAGCAGCCAGUCGUACGCGAACAGCACCUGGGAUGGUGCGGCUGCCUCUGCCGAAGGAACCCCAUCUGGCUCUCUCGCUGACGGAGAAGAGAUCAACAUCAUGACCUCCACGACCUGUGAAGAACUUGAGUGCGACGGCUUCUCCCGCGGCACCUCCAACCACGGUUGGACCGGCUCCAAGAUGAUCGUCAUGACCUUCGACAUGCCCGACUCGGACGGCGCGAACAUCCCCGCCAUCUGGGCGCUCAAUGCGCAGGUCGUGCGCGCCGCGCAGUACGGCUGCAACUGCCGUGGCGAGGGAGGCGACGGCGGCUGCGGUGAACUCGACGUGCUCGAGGUGCUCGCCAACUCGGACACGACUCAGGCCAUCUCCGAGAUCUACUCCUUCAAGGGAGCGACGGGCACAGGCAGCGCCGAGUACUUUGCGCGCCCGACUUCGUCCUCCGCUACGUGGGCUGUCAUCUUCGACGUGGAGACCGACGCGAUCACGAUCACCGAGCUCACCGAAUGGGAUUAUACCACGACCGCGAUCACGCGGAGUCUCGUCAGCGGCUACCUCGAUGCGUCUGGCACGACCGUCUCGUUCAGCUCCAGCUCACGCAGGGCAGACCACCACCGCCGCUCCAUCUUUGGCGCCCACCGCCGCAGCCACCACCACUAA